Diplodia corticola is the source of this 2670-nucleotide messenger RNA. Its product is annotated as sodium hydrogen exchanger family protein. Gene Ontology annotation, molecular function: antiporter activity. Bases 1 to 2670 code for a protein of 889 amino acids. The record is from RefSeq and is a predicted model, not a curated record. The transcript has 5 exons. Gene Ontology annotation, cellular component: membrane. NCBI's taxonomy places the organism in Eukaryota, Fungi, Ascomycota, Dothideomycetes, Botryosphaeriales, Botryosphaeriaceae. Gene Ontology annotation, biological process: proton transmembrane transport.
AUGUCGUCCGUCACCACCAGCUCGGCCACGCCCUCGGCCUCGAGCUCCAAUCGAGCUCCCGAGCAGGCCGGCAUCCUCGAGGGCAACAACCCGACCCACUACAAUUCCAAGGAUCCGAUUAUCAUGUUCAUCAUCCAGGCCGGCAUCAUUAUCAUUUUCUGCCGUGCCCUCCACUUUCCGCUGCAGAAGCUGCGCCAACCGCGCGUCAUCGCCGAAGUCAUCGGCGGCAUCCUGCUAGGCCCCUCGGUCAUGGGCCAGAUUCCGCAUUUCACCACGACGAUUUUCCCUACCGCCUCAAUGCCGAACCUUACCCUGGUUGCCAACCUGGGUCUUGUGUUGUUUUUGUUCCUGGUCGGCCUCGAGGUUGAUCUCCGCUUCCUCCUCAGCAACUGGAAAAUUGCAUUGAGCGUGGGCUUGGCUGGAAUGGCCCUCCCCUUCGGCCUCGGUGCUGCUAUUUCCUACGGACUGUACCACGAGUUCAGAGGCGAAGGGGGCACCGUGCCCGUCAAUUUUGGCGUCUAUCUCCUCUUCAUUGGUGUCGCCAUGGCAAUUACCGCUUUCCCCGUCCUGUGCAGAAUCUUGACCGAACUAAAGCUGCUCACCACCCCCGUCGGUGUUAUCGUACUCUCCGCCGGAGUUGGAAACGACGUCGUUGGGUGGAUUCUCCUCGCUCUUUGCGUUGCUCUCGUCAAUGCCGGCACUGGACUGACGGCACUCUGGGUUCUACUUGUUGCCGUUGGCUACACGCUCUUUGUCUGGUUUGCGGUCAAGCCUGCUCUCUGGUGGCUUUUGCGCAGGUCCGGCGCGCUCCAAGAUGGCCCCAGUCAGGGCAUAAUUGCCCUGACGAUGCUCCUGACACUCGGUUCCGCCUUCUUCACCGGCGUCAUUGGCAUCCAUCCCAUUUUCGGUGCCUUCCUCAUCGGCCUGAUCUGUCCCCACGAAGGAGGCUUUGCCAUCAAGGUGACUGAAAAAAUCGAGGAUAUCGUGGGCGCCGUUUUCCUCCCCCUCUACUUUGCUCUAUCUGGUCUCAACACCAACCUGGGGCUGCUUGAUACAGGAAUGACAUGGGCGUACGUCAUCGCUGUCAUCUGCGUCGCUUUUUGUGCCAAGUUCAUCGGCGCAGCUGGAGCUGCGCGCCUUUGCGGUCUCGUUUGGAGAGAGAGCUUUACCAUUGGAGCCCUUAUGAGUUGCAAGGGCUUGGUCGAACUCAUCGUCUUGAACAUCGGACUGCAAGCCAAAAUUCUCAGCCAGCGUACUUUCACCAUCUUCGUGGUCAUGGCAUUGGUCACCACUUUUGCCACGACCCCGCUCACCUCCUGGUUAUAUCCGCCUCAUUAUCAACGUAAGCUUGAGGCUUGGAAGCGAGGCGAGAUUGACUGGGAUACGGGCGCUGCCAUCAGGCAUGAGGAAGACAGCACUGACGAAGUCUCGUUCGAGAAGCUGGAGAGCGUAAAGGCUCAGAGCCUACUUGUCUACCUUCGUCUAGACAACAUGUCCGCCUUGCUUCCACUUGUGUCGUUGUUCGGUGUCAGGUCCAGCAAUGGCGAGAAAAAGGCACAUCCGUCCAAGCCAUCGGAGUCGCAAGAGCGCGGAGGUACGGGUGUGGCGAAGAGACCUGUCAAGGCCCAUGGCAUCCGUUUGCUGGAGCUCACAGACCGUGAUUCUUCAGUCAUGAAGGUAUCUGAGGUGGACGAGUUUGGGCUGCACGACCCUGUGGUGAACACGUUCAGGACAUUUGGCUACCUCAACAACCUCGCAAUCUCUGGAGAAGUCGACGUGGUACACGGAAGCUCUUUCUCGGAUACGCUGAUUUCGCGGGCUUCGGACAUGUCCUCAGAUCUCGUCAUCAUCCCCUGGAGCGAGACAGGGAACAUGUCUGAGCUUGAUGUUAUUUCUGAUGACGCAGUUCGCCGUAAACUUCACACAAGCGCGUACAACGGCUUCGUCAGCUCGGUGCUCAGCAACACAGGCAGCGUGGCAGCCGUGUUCAUCAACGACAAUUUCGGCGGCUCGGGCAGAAAGGACCGGAAAAAGCUUCAACGUUCGGUCAGUCAUGUCAGCCUUCGCAGCAACCAGGAGAAGAACGUGGCGUUGGCGCCGAGCGCGGACAGGACCCAUCACAUAUUCAUCCCCUUUUUCGGCGGGGCUGAUGAUCGGGCCGCGAUUCGUCUCGUUCUUCAACUUGCGGAGCACCCUGAUGUCACUGCGACACUCGUCCACUUCGAAACACCUGGCGAUUACUUCGAACCCCCUGACGCCGCCCCGGCGGACACGAUCUCGCCGGCAACUGGCAAGCAGCCUACGACGGCCGUGGCGCCGGGCGCGGAUAAGGAUGCUGCCUUCUUCCAGGCGUUGCGCAGCUCGCUUCCGAGCGAGAUGCAAAACUCGGUUCUCUUCGAUUCAGUGACGACGGCGAAUCCAAUCUCGGCCGCCAUGGAGCGCGCACGGUCCGAAGUUGGUCAGAAUCCACGCAACGCCGGUGAUCUCAUCGUUCUGGGACGCAGCAUUACGCAGUUCUCGGCAUUCACUCAGGAGAGGGUGAAGGACGUCGGGGAAGACGUCGACGCUGAGGCGCAGAAAUGCCUGGGUGUGGUGGCGGAGACGAUUGUCAGGUCGAAGGCCAAGGCGAGCAUCCUGGUCGUGCAGGGUCGCACUCUGGCCGCAGAGUAA